Messenger RNA from Plasmodium reichenowi, 519 nucleotides. Its product is annotated as ankyrin-repeat protein, putative. The transcript is spliced from 7 exons. The record is from RefSeq and is a predicted model, not a curated record. Gene Ontology annotation, molecular function: protein binding. Lineage: Eukaryota; Apicomplexa; Aconoidasida; Haemosporida; Plasmodiidae. The coding region runs from base 1 to 519 and encodes 172 amino acids.
AUGUUUAAUUAUGAAAGUAUAUUGAUUAAUGAAGAUGUUGUAUCAGAAAUGACCAUUGAAGACGCGAAAAAGUUAAAACCUUAUUGGAAUGUUCAAAUAGCCAAUUUUAAAAAAAGUUCAAAAGAACCAAUGUUUACUUUAUUACAAAUGGCUAUAUUACUAAACAAAAAAGAUAUCGUUGGGUAUUUACUAGCCAGAAGAGGUUUAGAUAUUAAUGCUUUGAGCAGAAAUAACCAAACAGCUUUAAUGAUAGCAUGUGAUAAAAAAGUACCACUAGAUUGGAUUGAAGCAAUUUUAAAAAGAGGAGGAGAUUUAGGGAUAAAUAUAAAAGAUGAUUAUGAACAAACAGCUUUAGAUAAAUGUAAUUUUAAUUCAAAAGCUUAUCAUUUGCUUUUAAAAUAUGGAGCUAUAGAAAAGAAAAAUGGUGUCAAGGGGAAGGGUGCUACGACAAAGUCCAGCAAAUUCGGGGAAAGCUUAUGGCUCAAUGUUUGUGGAUGUGGUUCAAGAUAUUACAAAUAA